Messenger RNA from Clonostachys rhizophaga, 1209 nucleotides. NCBI's taxonomy places the organism in Eukaryota, Fungi, Ascomycota, Sordariomycetes, Hypocreales, Bionectriaceae. The record is from the annotation of a GenBank genome assembly.
AUGCCUAUCUCAAAAUUUUCAACAGCCGAGAAAUCAGAAGCGGUUCCUAAUACAUUACCCAUUGGAGCAAACUCGCCUCAGAAGCCGAACCACAGUCUCUAUGCCGAAAAGCUAUCUGGAACUUCGUUUAUCGCGCCACGUCAUGAGAAUCUACAAAGGUGGCUCUACCGCAUUCUCCCCUCUGCGGCUCAUCUCCCGUUUCAGAAGCGGGACGAUUUUAACAUCAUGACUCCGAUAAGCCAAGUUCCUACACAAUUCAGAUGGGAUCCAUUUGACCUUGAUGAGAAGGCGGAUUGGCUUCAUGGCUUAAAGCAAGUUGGAGGUGUUGGGAGCCCGGCAACCAAAACUGGGCUUGGAAUAUACAUCUAUGCUGCCGGAGCCUCUAUGUCUCCACAACACGCAUUCUAUUCAUCCGAUGGCGACUUGUUGAUCGUUCCGCAACUUGGAGACAUGGAUAUUCAAACCGAGUUGGGUCACAUUCUGGUUCGACCUAAUGAGAUUGUUGUCAUCCCUCGAGGUAUCAAGUUCCGAUUGCCAGAGCUAGGGCCUAUCGGAUCCAACGGCCUCGCCAAUGCGCGUGACUUCCAAGCUCCCGUUGCCGCUUUUGAGGACAUCGAGGAGCCAGGGACAUGGACCAUCUUCACGAAAUAUGACAACCAGAUAUUCUCCGCAGAGCAAACCAAUACACCAUUCGAUGUGGUCGGGUGGCAUGGGGUGUAUUAUCCAUACAAGUAUGAUCUAGGUCGCUUCAACAUCAUUGGAAGCACGAGCUUUGAUCACCCAGACGCUAGCAUAUAUACCGUCCUCUCAAAUCCAACAGCCGAUUUCGUCAUCUUCCCUCCUCGGUGGCUUGUGCAGGAGGACACGUUUCGCCCUCCCUGGUACCACCGUAAUACCAUGUCUGAGUUCAUGGGGCUUAUCAUGGGCGACUAUGACGCAAAGGCUGGCGGGGGUUUCAAACCGGCCGGAGCGAGUUUGCAUAACGUGAUGAGCGCACACGGUCCAGAUGCAGAUACUCGUGAGAAGGCAAGCAAUGCAGAGCUAAGACUUUCCAAGGUAGGAGAGGGCAGCAUGACGUUCAUGUUUGAGAGCCCGCUCAUGAUUGGAGUGACCGAGUGGGCAGCGGAAGAGUGUCGUAAGGUUCAGUGGCAGUACAAUUCUGAAUCAUGGGUUCCGCUUAAACGGCACUUCAAACCCCCAGUAGCCUAA